This is a messenger RNA of Dermacentor andersoni, 4620 nucleotides long. RefSeq lists its product as uncharacterized. Lineage: Eukaryota; Metazoa; Arthropoda; Arachnida; Ixodida; Ixodidae. The record is from RefSeq and is a predicted model, not a curated record.
ACGUGUCCGUGAUAGAGAUUAGUAAGAGGUGAUUGGAGGAUUGGUGGAAGUAGGGAAACGACAAAAAACAGAGACGUGCAAAAUGAAAGCUCGCAAUAGGGGAUCAGAAAAUUUGGUUGUGGGAGUUCAUAUUGUUUUUUUUUUUACCCUAGGUAGGACAUUAAGCAGUAUAAUAGCAAGAGCUUGGUGGCGCAACCCACUGCCCUGUUCCAAAGGGGUCGCUCAUAACAUCCAUUCAGCCAUCCAUCCGGCAGCCGCAACCGGUCUAGAGGGCGCUCCCGCUCCAGUGGGCGCUCUCGCUCGAGGGUCAGGAUCCAGGAGACCACCUGGGCCGAUCGAGUCGAGCGGAAGCCUCCAAAGGUGACGAAGGGUUCGUCGUCAGAGUAGAGCAAUCCUAUUGAAACGUGAACUCGUUUAUCUAUUACGGAUGCGUGUAAAGCUUGCGGACAGAGAGCAACGCUGUGACACAUGCUCUGGGAAUGUGCCGGCAACAACGGCAAUGAAACCACCUCCGUUCGCGACGCGUCCGUAAUCACGGCCGUUGCUGCAGAGUAGGGGAAGCCUCGAGCUCGCUUCUUUCCGACGCCGCUAUGGCUGCGGGAGCCGCCGGGGACCUUCUCCAUCGGCAUCGCCGCCCCUGGGAGGCGGCUCUCAAAAGUUCAGAGAUGGCAGACCAGCUCUGGGCCGUCUGGCAAGCCGAAGAUGCCGUCCGAGUCCAGGGACUUCGAGCCGCCACCUGAGGCCUCCACAACAAGAAACUGCCGGACCAUUCAUUAAUAAAGUUUAUUCUUCUUGGUACGGCGCAUUCCCGCUUUUUUGAGGCCUAACUUUCCGUCCUUCAACCCCCCCCUUCCUCUCCCCCACGCGAGCCUGAUCAGUGCUCCGAUAGUUAUAUCCUGCUGUGUCGAAUUGGCUGCUCUCGUAGGCACGGGGGAACGCGGUGGGGUCACUAUCGUCCCUUUUGGAUGGACGGACGGAUGGAUGGAUGGAUGGAUAGAUGGAUGGAUGGAUGGAUGGAUGGAUGGACGGAUGGAUGGAUGGAUGGAUGGAUGGAUGGAUGGAUGGAUGGAUGGAUGGAUGGAUGGAUGGAUGGAUGCUAUGGUCGUCCCCUUUGGGACGGGUCGAUGGGUUGCGCCACCAAGCUCUUGCUAUUAUUCUCCCUAAUGUUCUACCUAGGUUAAAAAGAAAAAAAACACUAUGAUGAACUCCCACAAUCAAAUUUUCUGACCCCCUAUUGCGAACGUUGCUUUUGUACGUCCCCGUUCUUUUUUUUUCGUUUCAGUACUUUUCUUCCACCAAUCUUCCAAUCGCCUCUUACUAAUUUAUAUUUGGGACAUGUUUACUUUUCCACUGCUCUCGCCUAACCAAAGUUCUUCAAGGAGGCCAGUGGUGCCUAAAUCGACCGCUGGGCAGACGUCUUCACGUUCUAAUAAAACAUGCUCUAUCGUUUCCCUAGCUUUACUGCAGCAAGCACAUGCUUCUUCUUCCUUUUAUAUCUCGCUUUAUAGGUGCGUGUUCUAAGGCAUCUCGAUCUCCCUUCGAAAAGUAAUGAGCUUUCCUUUGAGUUAUCAUAAGUUGUUUCUCUCCUGAUUUCGUUUUUUCCUCUUAAGUAGUUACUCAUAGCAGGUUUCUUUUCCAUUGCCGCCACCCAUGAGAAUAUUUCAGCCUCUCUGACUUUCCGCUUGACGUUCUUUGUUGCUGUGUUGCCCACCCUACAGGCCGCAUACUUGCUGGUAAGCUUCCUAGUGCUUUUCCUCUACUGUCUUGUCUCCCUCCGUCGCUGCCCCCCCCCCCCCCCCCCCCCCCAGAGAACGCGGUCGAGCAAGGUCCUGCGGGGGAGAGUGUAUCGUUAACGCCGUUUUCUUAUUUCACCCUUUUCUUGUACCCUUUCCUUCUAUGCAUAGUUAGCGCAGCGACUGGGUGGCGUGGAUGGCGUGAGUGCUUGCAGUCUUAUCCGUUCUUGUCAGUGCACUGAUAUCGUGAAAAAUGCUCGCUUGCGGUCAGCAUUCCUACUGAGAAACCUAGAUUUUGAAACACGCAGCAAGGUGGCCCCGGAUUUUCGCGAGUGCUAGAAAUUAUUAUACGCGAAACAACAAACAGAAAAAAGUCGGCGCUGGUGGCCACCGUCUUCGAUGUGGGAUGAAUUGGGAUGCACAGAACCGUGAGUCUUACAAUGGACGCCAUGCUGCAGAUCAAGGAACAGGUCGUGAACGCUCCGAGCACGCACGUGCGCACCCUACUCGGGCUAGACCUCAAGAGCGCCUUCGACACUGUGAAGCACAUGGCCAUACUGGAAAGAUCAGCCGACUCGAUCUCGGGGCGAGGUUCCACCGAUAUGUCAACAGCUUCCUGAAUGGGCGCGAGGCGACAGUCAAGAUCGACGGGGCCCCACCACGAACGGUCCGAAUGGGUGGUGCGGGAACGCCGCAGGGCUCCGUACUCUCCCCCAUGCUUUUCAACCUCGUCAUGAUCGGCCUGCCGGAACGUCUUGACGCGAUAGAGGGCAUCAAUCAUACCAUAUACGCAGAUGACGUGACGGUGUGGACCACGGAGAACACGAGCGUCGGCGAAAUGCAAGACCGACUGCAGCGGGCCGUCCGGGAGGUGGAGCGGCACCUCGAAGACACGGGACUCGUCUGCUCACCCGACAAGUCGGAGAUCCUGCUCCACAGGCCGCGCAAGAAAGGACCCCUUCCGCAGGCCGUGAUAGACGCUCGUCGUUUGGGCGUCCGCGUCACGACGAGGGAGGGGACCCGAAUACCGACGGUGUCCAAGUUGCGAGUGCUCGGCCUGUGGCUGGAAGAGAACGGUGCCAACCGCGAGCUGGUUGCCCGACUGCAGAAGAAAAUGGCCGCCGCCACACACUUCGUGCGGCGGGUCGCGAACAAGAAGAAAGGAAUGAAGGAACACAACGUUACGAGGCUGAUACAGGCGUACGCGCUGAGCCACAUAGCGUACGUCGCCGCAUACGCCGACUGGAACAGGAGCGAAACCGACAAGCUGAACGUGGUGAUCCGCAGGGCGUUCAAGACCGCCCUGGGAGUACCCCAGUACACGCCAACCCAUAGGCUCCUCGAGUUGGGCGUACACAACACGCUCGAGGAGAUCGCCGAGGCGCAGAGAAUCGCGCAGCUGGAGAGGCUGUCCAGCACCGUAACGGGAAGACGAAUCCUGGACUUACUCGGGUUUCGAUAUCACGAGACGCGUGGACUGAAAGAAUCACUGCUGCCGGAAGUCAGGGACGCCAUACAGACGGAAAACAUGCCGAAGAAUAUGCACCCGGUGCAUGACGUGCAAAGACGUAUACGCAGGGCGGUAGCAAUCCUCGAGAAGCAUGGAAGACAAGAAGGCGUCCUCUUCGUCGAUGCAGCCAGGUACCCGCGGCCAGUCGGUGACUCUGCUGGCGACGAGGAACGUCGACCACCACCACCGCUACAAGGGAAUGUGCGAGGCGAGCCGCAGUUACCAGCACCACCACCACUACAGCUACUACGACAACAACGGCAGCAGCAACAACGGCAACAUCGACACGGCCGGCCGACGGCGGCGGCGCCCGCCUUCUCCAUGGCAGUCGUAGAUACAAAGGGAACGAUCCGAGUCACGGCAUCAGCGAGGCUGCCAUCGGCCGAAGCAGCGGAAGAGAUGGCCAUAGCCCUCGCGGUACUCCACGGAGGUGCGGAGGAUAACCUGAUUAUCAGCGACUCCAAAUCAGCGAUUCGGAAUUACAUCAAAGGUUGGGUGUCCGUGGAUGUGGCGCGCAUGCUCAACGCCCGGGCCGGGGACUUCGGAUCCGGCACCAUUACAAACAAGUCCCUCAAGUGGUUCCCCGCGCACGUCGGGGAGCUUGGCAGUAACAGCAACAAUGACACCAACAUUGCUAACGGCCGAAGACGCAACGACACUCCACCCAACCACAACGAGCGCGCCCACCUCGUAGCGAGGCAACUUACCCGCCGCGACACGGUCACCCAGAGGGCAGCCGCUGCCGUUGUUGUGCGGGACCCCAGCGGAGGAGUGACGGCGACGGCGGCUGCCACUCCGUCUGACGCGGCCGCUGUCGUUACCAAUACAACAGAAAUCGCGGCGGACGGAGCUGGGGAUCACGCGGACGCCGACUGCGAUGUCAAGGAGUUUCCGGCAACGUACAGAUAGGUGACUGGUCACUACAGGAAAGAAAGAAGAAAAUAUCCACAACCCCACGGGCGUCUAGACAGGUUCCAGGCGGUCGACCUAAGACGGUUGCAGACGAGCACUUUCACCAACCCCUACCACCUGCACCGCCUGUGGCCCGCGCUGCACCUGUCGCCCGGCUGCCCGUGGUGCGAGCACGAACGGGCCGAUAUGGCCCAUGUGCUUUGGGAAUGCCAACGCCACGUGGAACAAGGACAACGAGGAAGGGGGAAUAGAACAGCGGAACCCUCUGAAGCGGGGCGCCUCGCUGAGAGAUGGCAAGCCGCCCUCCUCAGCGAGGCACCCGAAGACCAGGAGUGGGCCGUCCAGCGGGCCAGGGCCGUUGCCGAGGAUCUCGAAAGAUCUUCCUCGGGCGAUGGACCCCUGGCAGCCUAGCCCCGGGCACCAACAUCAACAACCGUUGGACAAAUAAAGUUUAUUCCUAUCCUA